AUGGCGGAACAUGCGGGAACGACGAAUGCUGAUAUACUCAAAAGAUUUUCACAAAAAGUUGCCGUGUCGAGCACGAAGGAGCGAAUCGACGUGUUAAACGAUGUGGCAGCAAUCGCUGCAGCACCCGAAUUCCCAGAGAAUGCUGUACGAGGAAUUUUCAAAUAUUUGGCUCCAACAAUAAGCCGCUACCAUGACAACAGAUCUCGCCAUGCUGUUUUAAAUGUCAUCAGGGCAGUUACUAAGUCUCAUCCGGAGUCAACUGUUAAGACAUUGUCAAGUACCUUGGAGUCCCAUGCAAAUUUUCACAAAAAGCAGCUGCAUUCUUGUAAGAGCACAUCUGGAGAAGCCUUAUUUGCAUUGACAUGGACAUGUGUUGUGAUGCAGGAGACAUUCCUCAAGGGAAAUCUCUCGAGGGAUUCCUUCAAACAGCUGGUUGGUGUACAAUGUGGCCUUGUGUACGGGGCCCUGGCUUCCGGAUCCAAGGUCAUCAGCUUCUCUGCCUAUAGGAAACUUGUCUCCAUCUUCAGAUCAAGUGACAAAGCAGUUGAAGAAUAUGCUCAGCUACUGACGGAGAUUGAAGCAUCCAUGUUUGUACUGAGUUCUGCUGGAAUACUGAUAUCUUACCUCACCAAGACUAAGGACCAGGAGCUCCUCAAAAAAUUUAAAGGUCCCUUCCUUGACCUGUACACAAAACAAGUACUUGGAUCCAGGACAAAACCAUCAGUUCAGCUUCUGAUAUCGUGUAAUAAUCUGCUGAGACACUGCACACACCAAGAGUUCCAGGACUCACUAAUGCCAGCCACUAAAAAAGCCAUGCUGAGGAACCCAGAGAGCAUUCUUCAAGCUGUGGGAUACUUGAUUAUUGGUCAGAGCCUGGACCUAAGGCAGUAUGCACAAGAGCUGGCUAAACCACUUGGAGUCCAAAUCUGUUCCAAGGAUCCAGCAACAAGAGCAGAGGCUGUGACUGCAUUUAAAAAUCUUGCAGUUCAGUGUAGUGAUACAGAAGCUGUGGAGAAACUUGUCUGCCAUCUGUUUGAUAUUCUCAACGGAUCAGAGGGAAAGCUGACAUCAGCUGACCAGAGGAUCAGUGUAUUACAGGCAGUUGGAAAUGCCAGUCAUUGUACGGCCAGUGGUGUUUAUGCCCUGCAAAGUCUGAGUAACACAGUGACAGAAAAGUUCAUCCCGAUGUUACAACAGGAAGUCCAUGAAGGAACUCUGGUUCAUGCCUUGUCUAUGAUGUCACUGUGGUGCGCUAAGUUCUACACCAGUGUUCCUGACAAGCUUAUAGAGUGGUUCAAGAAAGGUGUAACUCUCAAGUCUUCCACAUCUAAUGUCAGGAAUGCUUAUCUACAAUGUAUGAACACUGCUUUCCAUGGAGAUACCCUACCCCAGGCAACAGCAAUCGUGCCACUGCUGAUACAAACCAUAGAGAAAGCCAACAGCCAGUCAAGUCAGAUCCAACUUUUGACAGAGGCUGUCUCUGCUGCAUGUAUCCUUGCCAAGAUUUCAUUGAUCGAUAUUCAAGCAGAGAGCAAACUUGGGCCAUUCUGGGCUACAGUACUGGAUAGUCAGAAGCAGCUUUACUUAAAUGAUCGUUACCUGCAGCAGGCCAGUGAGGAAGCUUUACCAAGUCUGAUUGCCUUGUCAGAAAAACUCAUUUUGGAAUAUCCACAGAAAAUGACUGAAAAAGCAUCAAAACCGUACUAUAAAGCCAUUGUACACUGCCUGGUGCACAAGUCCUGGGAAGUAAGGAAAGCUACAGCAGCUUCAGUCAAGCGUUUGCUUGGUCAGCUUGGAGGUACAGCUAUAUCAUUGGCCCUCCUUGACCAGUUUAAGGUCUUCCUUUCCAAUCACAAGUUCAUUGACCCUGAUACUCUGGACAUGGAGAAGGAGAAUUUUGAUCCUAACAAGUAUGUAUCACCUACAAGAGUGGCACGAGCACUGAUUACCUUGGUAGGUGUGGAAAAGGUCGACCCAAAGGAUGCAGAAGCAAUUGCCAUGGCAACCAUUUUGUCAUCUCACCAUCCCAGUAUAGUAUAUGCUAAUGAGUCAGCAUGGACUGACAUUUUAUAUUACAUCAAACUCGAUGCCCGGAACUUUAUAUCAAAAAACCUGGACAGUUUACUGGCUAUGGUGAGAAUUGGGGAGGCAUUAGACAAGAGUGCCAAAGCUGCUCUGUCCACCAUGGUUCGGAUUGCUCCAGACCUAGUACUGCCACCCCUUCUUGAAUACUUGAGGGGAAUACUGUGUCAGUCCGAGCUCAUGACCAUCACCGUAGAAGAAUAUGAGACGUUUUUGUGUCCAGAAGGCGAGCUGUACAACAAAGCCCUCCUGGCUAGUUUUGAGAAAAGUGAAACCAAGGAAACCAACAUCAAAAGAGAAAACAAGCUUUACUCUUACAAAGAACAGAUGGCUGAGAUUGAGCUGAGAAAGGAACUGGAGAAGAAAAAAGGGAAGACAGAAAAACCUCCGCUGAAACUGACAAAGAAACAAGAAGAACAGCUUCAGGCUUGUAUGCAGAAAGAAUCUGAGAUACGCAAAAGAUUAGCAAAAUUUGACAGUGUUGUGUGCUGUGGCUGCGACAUCCUUGAAGCUAGUAUCUAUGGUAACCAGUCGGCGGUCCGUGACUACAUGAAGGAGCUAUUGGGCUGCUUAACACCGCUGUUUGUGUCACCACUUGCAGCACCACAAAUAACCAAAGCUUUUAUCCAACUUGGAAUCUCGUCAUUUGAUGACAAAUUACUUGGUACACAGGUGUGUAAUUCCACAGUUCGCUUGUUAGACCCGGCUUGUAAGGUAGAACCUGAGUGGACCAAGGAGCCUGCCCAAGACCAGGCUGCUCGUCUGGUCAAGAAGCUGUAUACCAUCGCAUCGAAGGAGAUCACAGAAUUUGAGGACACCUCUCUGUUUCCAGUGGCAACAUUCACUGUUAUCUUUUAUCUACUGAAGGCUGUGUUGAAACAAGGGGCAGCACUGGUGAAGGGAGAUGAUCGAACACAAGGAGAAGCCAUUAAACUCAUAGAACUACACGCUAGAAUGAGGACGGAAGAUCAUUCUGAUGAGCAUGACCCAGCUUUACUUGAUCACAAAGAGUUACUCUGUCUUCUUAUCCAUGUGAUAUCAACAUCCAUCGCAAAAGUUGGUCAGUCUGCUUCCUCAGCGCUGGUGGAAGUUUGUGAUAGUAUCUCUGGUAAGGAGGGGUGCAGCAAGGCUACUGAGAAGGAAAUUCUUGUUCUCCUAGAAGCUUUGAAGUCUCCUUGUGUAGCAGUGAGGGACUCCACUUUACAGGGCUUAAUGUGUCUUGUCGAUGUGCUUCCCAAUGUUGAUGAUAACUUUGAUCUUGGAAUUGCCAUCGCACAGAGAUUGUGGGUUGCUAGUUUUGACAGCGACGACAAUGUCAAAAUGUUGGGUGAAAAAAUACUACAGGAACUGAUGUUGGAUGAACCAUAUGAAGACAUGGCUGGCCCAUUGAUUGAUGAUGUCAUUUCCUCAGAGGAGGUUGUCCGUCUGGCAGCCUCGAAGGCCUUGGAGAAGACGCUAGAAUGUCACAGCGAUUAUGUUACAGCGACUAUUGAACAGCUUAAGACAAAAUAUGAGGACAAACUUUAUAUGCCACCACCAAAACUUGACAAUUUUGGGCGUCUGGUGGAGGACCAGCCCCAGGACGAGUGGCAAGCUAGGAGUGGAGUGGCAGCUGCUCUCAAGGCCAUGUCACCUCUCUUACCAUCAGACCAGAUCAUCGAACUUUUCAGCUUCUAUGUCCCUAAAGCCCUUGGAGACCGGAUACCGGAAGUCCGUAGUCACAUGAGAGAUGCAGCUCUGGCAGCCAUUAAUGAUCAUGGAAAGGCGAAUGUGGUCCUACUGUUGCCAGUGUUUGAAGAGUUCCUAGCUAACGCACCUAACACAGCCAGUAAUGAUGCUGUUCGACAAAGUAUUGUUAUCCUGAUGGGCUCCCUUGCCAAACAUCUGGACAAGGACAAUCCCAAAAUCAAACCUAUCAUGGCUCAGCUGAUCGGUGCGCUGUCUACGCCUUCUCAGGAGGUUCAAGAAGCAGUUGCCCACUGCUUACCUCCCUUGGUUCAGGGAAUCCGACAGGAUGCUCCAGAACUUGUUCAAAAACUGAUGCAACUCCUUUUGGAGUCGGACAAAUAUGGUGAAAGGAGAGGAGCAGCAUAUGGAUUGGCAGGGCUCGUGCGAGGUCUGGGAAUCACUUCCCUCAAACAGCUAGAGAUCAUGUCGACAUUGGAGGAAGCUGUGAAAGACAAGAAAAACCCACGUCGACGAGAAGGUGCCCUGUUUGCUUAUGAGAUGCUGUGUGCUAUGUUGGGGAAACUGUUUGAGCCAUAUGUGGUCAACAUACUACCUCAUCUUCUCCUCUGCUUUGGUGACAGCAAUCAGUAUGUCCGUGAGGCAGCAGACUUUACUGCUAAAGCUGUGAUGAAGAUGUUGACAGCCCAUGGAGUCAAACUUGUGUUGCCCUCAUUAUUGAGGGGACUGGAAGAGGAUGCUUGGAGAACUAAAGCAGGGGCAGUUGAGUUGUUGGGAGCAAUGGCAUACUGUGCUCCUAAACAGUUAUCUGCCUGCUUACCAAGCAUCGUACCAAAACUGUCUGAGGUACUCACUGACUCGCACGUCAAAGUCCAGAAGGCUGGAGCUCAGGCCCUCCGACAGAUUGGAGCAGUCAUCAGGAACCCGGAAAUUCAAGAAAUUGUGCCUAACCUGUUAGAUGCUUUACAAGAGCCAUCCAAGAAGACAAUGGUGUGUCUACAGACACUACUAGACACCAAAUUUGUACAUUUCAUUGAUGCGCCCUCCCUAGCCCUUAUUAUGCCUGUUGUGGAGCGUGCAUUCCAGGACCGCAACACAGAAACAAGGAAAAUGGCCGCCCAGAUCAUCGGCAACAUGUACUCUCUAACCGACCAAAAGGACUUGGACCCAUAUAUAGAGAAGGUGAUUCCUGGUCUACAACAAUCCCUGUUGGAUCCGGUCCCAGAAGUUCGUACCGUUUCCUCUCGUGCUCUUGGUGCCAUGGUGAAAGGAAUGGGAGGGUCCAAGUUUGAUGAACUGCUUAAGUGGCUUAUGGACACGCUGAAGUCUGAGAGCAGCUCUGUUGAUCGAUCUGGUGCAGCACAAGGUCUGAGUGAAGUAAUUGGUGGCCUUGGUUUGGCUGAACUGAAACGUCUAAUGCCAGGCAUCAUACAGACAGCAGAACGUACUGACAUCCCGUCCCAUGCUCGUGAUGGCUACAUUAUGAUGUAUAUCUACCUACCCUCCGUCUUUGGCAAAGAAUUCAUGGCCUACAUCGGCCCUAUCAUUCCCUCCAUUCUUCAGGCGUUGGCAGAUGAGUCGGAGUAUGUAAGAGACACAGCUCUGAGGGCAGGCCAGAGAAUCAUUAAUGUAUAUGCAGACACAGCAAUAGAACUUUUGUUACCCCAGCUGGAGAAAGGCCUGUUUGACGACAACUGGAGGAUCCGAUUUUCUUCGGUACAGUUGCUGGGUGAUCUUCUCUACCGCAUAUCAGGUGUCACUGGUAAGAUGACCACAGAGACUGCUCAUGAUGAUGACAAUUUUGGUACAGAAUCUUCAUCAAAGGCCAUUAUGCGAGCUCUUGGGAAGGAGAGACGCGAUCGGGUAUUAGCGGGACUCUAUAUGGGACGAUCAGACACAGCCAUAUUGGUACGACAGUCGGCACUCCAUGUGUGGAAGAUCAUCGUGUCUCAUACACCACAAACACUUCGUGAGAUUCUCCCUGUGCUAUUUACACUCCUUUUGGGCUGUCUGGCCAGUACCAGUCACGACAAAAGACAGGUUGCGGCACGGACUUUGGGAGACCUGGUAAAGAAGCUUGGAGAACGGGUGUUACCAGAAAUCAUUCCAAUAUUGGAACGAGGUUUGGGCUCAGAGCGGGCAGACCAGAGACAGGGUGUGUGUAUUGGUCUCACAGAAAUCAUGGCCUCAACCAGUCGCGAGCAUGUACUUGUGUAUGCUGACAGUCUGAUCCCCACAGUACGCCGCGCUCUUGUUGACCCUCUUGGUGAAGUUAGGGAGGCAGCCGCCCACACCUUUGACAGUCUCCACUCUAACAUUGGGCCACGUGCCUUGGACGAGAUUCUGCCAGACCUCCUGAACAAACUGCGUGACCCAGACCUGUCAGAUGAAGCAUUAGAUGGCCUACAGCAAGUGAUGACGGUGAAGAGUCGUGUCGUGAUGCCUUAUCUGGUACCACAACUGGUGACCCCUCCAGUGAACACACAAGCACUGUCGUUGUUGUCAUCAGUGGCAGGCGACUCACUCACCAAACACUUGCCUAAGAUACUGCCUGCCUUGAUGGACACACUCAGUGAGAAGGCUGGAACCCCAGAUGAAGCUCAGGAACUGGAAUACUGUCGAAGUGUGGUAUUGUCGGUCCAAGAUGACCGUGGAGUACGUACCAUCAUGGAGGAACUAUUGGCAGCCAUCAAAAACCCAUCUCCGGACCUCUGCUGUGCAGCAGUGGUUAUUUUACAGGCCUUCUGUGACAAGACACAGACUGACUACUCCGACUACCGGACAGAUCUAUUUAGAGGUCUGAUUGCAUCCUUUGUGCGGAAAGAGAGUAAAGUAUUACUGGCGAGCUGGGAGUGUCUCAACACAGUCACCAAGAAACUGGACGUGUCCGAGAUGUUACAACACAUUCAAGACAUAAGGUCAGCCAUCAAGCUAGCUGCUUCUGAGCUAAAGGGAGCCAAGGAGCUGCCAGGGUUUAGCAUUCCAAAGAAGGGUAUUGCACCAGUGCUGCCAAUAUUCCGUGAGGGUAUGCUGAACGGUUCACAGGAUGUGAAGGCUGUGGCAGCCAAUGGGCUCGGAGAACUGAUCCACCUGACCAGCCCAGAGGCCCUGAAACCAUCUGUUGUAAAUAUCACCGGUCCACUCAUUCGUAUCCUUGGUGACCGCUUCUCAGCACAGGUCAAGGUUGCUGUCUUGGAAACUUUGACCUUACUUCUUGCCAAGGUUGGCCUACAGUUGAAGCCCUUCCUACCCCAGCUACAGACAACCUUCCUGAAGGCACUAAACGAUCCCCAGCGUGCUGUACGUUUGAAGGCAGCAUCUGCACUUGGCCGUCUGAUUGUGAUACAUGUACGGGUGGAUCCACUGUUUACAGAACUGCACUCAGGCAUUAGGAACACUUCAGAUUCAUCCGUCAAAGACACAAUGCUACAGGCACUUCGAUUCUGUGUUUCUGGGGCUGGACAGAAGAUGGCAGAGCCACUGAGGAAACAGAUCACUGCCACAUUGUUGGAGUUACUUGGCUCUCAGGAAGAUGCCACACGUGCAGUUGCUGCUGGUUGCCUUGGAGCCCUGUGUACAGCUUUAUCAGAAGCAGAGCUUAAAGACACACUUAUACAACACUUACUAGAUGCUGACCCAAGCCAGGACUGGAUGUUGAGACAGGGCCGGAGUAUGGCUCUAGGGGUCGCCCUGAAGGAAGUCCCGAGCAAGCUCACUGGCACUGGACUUGAGAGAAGCAUAGAAGAUUACAUUACAGAACUAGCCACAUCUGAUAGGAUUCCCCUGUGUAUCAGCGGCUAUCGUUGUAUGGGUUUCUUACUGAAUUACCAGCUAUCUAGCAGUGAUGGCAGUGUACCUUCACUAGUAUUAACCCUUAUUAAGGGUUUAAAGAAUGACUCAAAUGAUGUGAAGCAACUGGUCACCCAAGUAAUUUCCUUCCUCAUACACAAUCUCCAAGGGAAACAAUCUCUUGAACUGGUUAGAUAUCUGACUGCACCACUAGUCAUGGGUGCUAAGGAGAAGAAUACUUCCGUCAGAUCCAACAGUGAAUAUGCCCUGGUCUCUCUGCUCAAGCUUCGGCAAGGAGAUACAUUCUUAAAUGAGACCUUGCAGCAGUUAGAUGCAGGCAUGAGAGAAUCACUGUCAGAACUUGUCACUAAAACUUUAUUGAAAUUAAGCAAGCAAGUGGAACCACCUCCAGACAACAUUGAUGACACUGUUCUCAAAUGAUUCCACAAUGUGAUAUUAAUUUAAUUAUUUUCUGUAACUUUCUUGUAAAGUGCUAUUUCAUCAUACCAAGGUACUCUCGAGGAUAGCAAAUUCUCCUAUACAUUGUGUGCUAUAGAUUUAAACUCAACUAAUACAGGCUACCAUUGUAAGAAUUUUAAUGCAUAGUAUUGUAUUACCCUGUCUAUCUUUCAAUAAGCCCAGGGGACAGUGUGUUACUUCUGUCUCAAAGUCAGGGGUGGGCUUAUUACAGGACAUUAGAAAAAUUUUGAAAUGCUACCAAACAGCAUUAGGUACAGGCAAGCCAAGUGACUGCCAAAUAUAUAUACUAAAUUUGAUACAGUAUAAAAAGCAGGACAAAAAUAAUUUAAAAUAAUACUUUUAGAAAGUGUUCUUGAUUGAUAAUGUUAAAAAAUUAAUGUUUUGCUUGUAAAUCAUUGAUUUUUACAGCUACUUAAAUUCAGUUGCUACACCUUAAGUCUCUUAUUGCAAAUAAAGAAGACUGCUGUCUCAAGUUUCCUAAUAAAUAUUUGUGGACUUGAUCAUAUUCAUGAAAGAUGUUACUUUGUUGAGGAUAUUACUAUUGUGAUUUGAAGUUUUUGCCUCCAAUUUUUGUCAUCAAACUUUCUCAAUUUAUUUUUAAGAAUAUAAAUAUGUUGCAUGUAGAACAUUAGUCUGUUUUGUUUUUGUUCCUCCACCUUUUUCUUGGGGAAGGUGGGGGAGGGGUUGUAAUGUUACCCAUGUCAGCCUAAUCCAUGCAAUUGCAUUCUGUUUUGAAUCAUUGUCAGAUCUUGAGGACCUCUGAACAGAUUUGGUUCAUAUCCAUCCCCAUAGUAUCCUGACUUAAAGUUCUACACUUGGUCAUAUUAAGGAGAUCAUUUGGUUUAGGUUAAAAGGCCAGAGUCACAUUUGACAACUUCUACAAAUUCAUUAAACAAUGAUACUAAUUUGUAUAGGAGUGGGUACAUUCAUGUCUUAUAGACAUAUUCUACUUGUUUAUAUUUGCUCAAUAUCUCAUCUCUCAGCUAAUGUUUUUAAAGAAAGUUGAAUUACAUAUUUUAGGUUUCAAAUUCCAGCUUCUUAGUAAAUGAUUUUUUCUCUCUUUUCUUUUUUCUUUUUUUUUUUUGACAAAUUUUGAAAAGAAAUUCAGUUUCAGUGUUGAAACAAAGGAGGCUGUGUGUGUGACCUAUUUUGAUAGUUUCACAAUGACACAUAGUAACUACAUUCAAUUCUUUAUCUCGGUUCUGUUGAACUUUUACUUUAAUGUCAUGGUUGGUUGAGUAUGAAUUUGUGUACAAAGAUCUCCAACAAAAGGCUGAAAUACAGAGGGAGGAUUUCUAGUAUAUACAAUAUAUGAAACAGAUAUUUUGUGAUAUAGUACAUGCUACAGAUGGAAUAUCUUGAAGGUUUAGUACCAGUGGCGUAGCCAGGAUCUAAAUUUAGAGGGGGGCAAAAAUCUGGCAAUGCUGGCGAAGCCGUGCGUCGCGAGCGCCAAAGGUGCAAAGCUUUGGUGAGGGGUCUUGGGGCCCUUCUUCAGAAAAUUUUGAAAAUUUUGGCUCCAUUUCCUGCAUUUUGAGCGUAUUUUGAAGGAAAAUAACGGAUUUACACGUUUCUCAAAAGUCACCUCUGGGACAAUUGGAGGGGGCAGUUGCCCCCCUUGCCUACGCCAGUGUUUAGUACCAAAUGAAAGGUUUUGAUUAAAAAUUUAAACAUUGUCAAUGAUACAGAAGUGUGUUUUGAUUAAAAAUAAAAUAAAAUCUGAGCUUGACUUUCAAAA
Ylistrum balloti is the source of this 9772-nucleotide messenger RNA. Its product is annotated as stalled ribosome sensor GCN1-like. Gene Ontology annotation, cellular component: cytosol. The transcript has 52 exons. NCBI's taxonomy places the organism in Eukaryota, Metazoa, Mollusca, Bivalvia, Pectinida, Pectinidae. Gene Ontology annotation, biological process: cellular response to amino acid starvation; regulation of translation. The record is from RefSeq and is a predicted model, not a curated record. Gene Ontology annotation, molecular function: protein binding; protein kinase regulator activity. Bases 1 to 7998 code for a protein of 2665 amino acids.